UCACCGUUAUAAUCCCAGCUCUCAUGAAUAUCAAUUAUAUAGCAAUAAUUUAAUCCUAAUUUAACGAUAUUUGAUUUUUGUUUUAGCUGUUUACAUUAAGGCACCUAACUGGUUACCUAAAGGGUCCUUCUCUGUAACAUCAACAGUUAGGACCCUGAUUACAUGCACGAUUAGUACCAUGUGGAAAUGUGUCUACUAAAAGUGUUUAAAGUGUUUUAAAGUGGAUUAUUGUGUACUAAUGUGAUAUUUUAUGUCACUUUAUAAUAUUGUUUGACACUGUUUCCUGUUAUAAGUUAUCAGAACAUGCUUCAAUCUGCAAAAUGAGCUCUGAGGUUUGCCCGUUCUGCGGGAAAACUUACAAAAGGUUGAAGAGUCACCUGCCACAUUGCAAGGCAGCAGCAAGCUCCAAAACACCUCCGACCAAACACGAUGUCACCGUGAAUGAGACGACGACGUCGUCUUCUCAGCUGGAGGCAGCCUCGUCCGAACCGACGGCCACACAGACACCGUCAAUGACGGCACAAUCAAAGAAGAGUAAAAAGAUGGCUGAGGUGUCAUUUGCACCACCGAAUGCAUCAUCACCUUUGUCAGAGUCAUCGUCUCUGAGUCCUGCAUCACUUCCACCAUCAUCUAAGAAGAAGAAGAAACAGAAGCUGUCCGAGCAAAUCAAGACAGCCAACGUUUCCCUCGCCUCCUCCUCAUCGCUACCUCCGUCUCCCACCAUCUCUAAGCCCGGAAAGCAGAGUCUCCGUGUUUUGAUAGAAGCUGCAAAUCAGGUUUCUAAUAAAGGAUCACUGGAGGGAGCCAGAUCUGCCUCGUCGGAGGCCCUGCCUUCAGCUUCAACUCUAUUUGUGGCAGAUCCUCUGAGCUCCAGAACCACAGCUGAGACCAAAACUAAUCCUGACAAAAUAGACUCAAUAAAAGACGACGCCCAUCCUGCCGUUCUGUCCACCAAAACCAAAGCUGCCUCUAAAAUGAAGGUGUCAAAGACGAAGAAGGCUGCACAAUCACUUCAAGACACCUCUAGCUCUCCGGACUCUAGAGUAAAUGAAAGUAGACGCCGUGUAAGAGACGAUUUCUGGGUGGACAACGAGGGGGAAGUUGAGGAUUUAUCUGUGAAUAAGAUGCUUAUGAAAUCAGGAAGUGGUCACCAGGGCAGGAUCACUCUCCAGGAUGUCAAAGCCACGUUAGGCCGAGCUAACGCCGCCCGUAAGUCCGGCCGACCGAGCAUCCUGAGCCAGAUUGAAACUACUGAGUAUCUAAGCAGCAACAUCAGUCCAGUUCUGCUCCCAGCGGGGUAUAAAGGUGUUGAUAGCUGCUUGGUAACAACUAAAACUGUGUCAGACCAGCUGCAAUCAUUUAAGAGAAAACAAGCAUCUUUAAUCCCCCUUCAGCAGCUUGAACUAGCUUCCCCUGGAGCUCCCCUCCACCUUUCUGAGGUGAGCAAAGCCACAUCCCCUCCACAUAACACCCGCAGCAUGACCGAGGGGCUCAAGAUGACAGGACUCCUCGCCAUAUCACCGUCACUCACUAAGUUUUCCAGCCCUCUGCCGGCAGCGGGGGUGGGGACGUUGAGAGCUGAUGACGGGUUGAAGUCGCAGCUCGAGGUCUGGAAACAAAACACGGCUGAUAAAGGAGCUAAAGGUGCUCUGACACAGCGGAGUCUUGGACAGGUGAGACUGAGGGAGCUACCUGAGUGGCUGGCCUGCAAAACCCCCGGCCACCCGAGAGAUGUGGUGGACAUGGUGCAAAGAGGCUGGCGGUGGUAUUACAGGAGGUACAUCAACGUGAGGAAAGGUGGUGUAGGUGGACCGGGCAUGUUGUUAGCAGGAUACUGUGUGCUCAGCUACAUCUGGAGUUACCCUCAUAUAAAGCGUGAUCGCUGGAGGAAGUACCACUAAUGUCAAGCGUGACUCUGUAUGAGGAAACAGCAGCUGUGGGUUCAGGACUUAAAUGCAUCUGUUCUUUUAAUAAUAUAUAAUUAAUCCAGAUCGGUGCUUGAAGUGG
This is a messenger RNA of Sebastes umbrosus (honeycomb rockfish), 2007 nucleotides long. RefSeq lists its product as uncharacterized. Gene Ontology annotation, biological process: proton motive force-driven mitochondrial ATP synthesis. Gene Ontology annotation, molecular function: proton-transporting ATP synthase activity, rotational mechanism. NCBI's taxonomy places the organism in Eukaryota, Metazoa, Chordata, Actinopteri, Perciformes, Sebastidae. The record is from RefSeq and is a predicted model, not a curated record. The transcript has 5 exons. Bases 321 to 1901 code for a protein of 526 amino acids.